Molecule: messenger RNA, 1850 nt
Organism: Schizophyllum commune H4-8
Lineage: Eukaryota; Fungi; Basidiomycota; Agaricomycetes; Agaricales; Schizophyllaceae
Product: FAD-binding domain-containing protein
Exons: 9
Coding region: 368-1768 (466 amino acids)
Molecular function (GO): FAD binding; oxidoreductase activity
Source: RefSeq, a predicted model, not a curated record
CUUGCUCUCAACCACCUUCAUUGCUGUAGCCCGCGCACGGGGGUCUUUACAGCAUGUAUUUUCAGCCACAUAAGUGGAUGAUAUUGACAGCAGAGGCUCUCGACAAUCUCGUUCGAGGGGUAUGCGCAUGUCGACGCGAAGUUGACCGUUACUUCGACCCUUUCGUCCGAGUAGUAUACGCUAAGGUCAGUGCAUCAAUCAUAGUACACAGUAAGCAGACUAUUUCAGGUGCUAACACUGCGCUAAACGUCAAAACCUGCAAGGCAUCUGGACUUCAUGGAUUCAUCUCGGUUCGCAUCGAACCUCUCGUUUCUCGCCCACAUACGGCUCGCUCUCUCUGCAAACCGUCAGCGUCCUCUGACUUGAUAUGUCUCUGCAAGCACACCUCGCGAACUUCCCUGCUGGCUUCAAGGGCGACAUCGUCACCCGGGACCACCCAGGAUACGAAGAAGCCAUCCGGCGCUGGUCCCGCUCUGCCGAGCGUCGCGCAGCUGUAGUCGCGUACAUCAAGGACGCCGAGGACGCAGCCAUCGCCAUCGCAUACGCGCGCGCUCAUGAGUUACCCAUCGCCAUUAAAGGUGGUGGUCACAGCUCCGCUGGCGCGUCUUCCGUCGAGGAUGGUCUGGUCAUCGACUGCUCGCGAUACUUGCGGUACUGCCGCGUAGACCCAGUGCGGAAGACUGCGCGCGUUGGUGGCGGUACGCUCUGGGAGAUGGUGGACAAGGCCGCCUACGAGCAUGGACUGGCUACGGUUGGCGGCACCGUGAAUGAUACAGGCAUUGCAGGUCUCACUCUCGGCGGGGGCUUUGGCUAUCUCUCUGGCCAACAUGGGCUCGCUCUGGACAACAUGAUAGAGGCGACAGUGGUGCUUGCCGAUGGGACAAUUCUACUCGCAAGUGCUACUAAACAUGCCGAUCUCUUCUUCGGUAUUCGCGGCGGCGGUUCAAAUUUUGGAGUCAUCACCGAGUUCGUCUUCCGUCUACAUGAGCAGAAGCCGAUGGUGUUCAGUGGCUUCCUGUCGUUUCGUUCGUCCGAUAUACCGCGACUGGUGAACGCCAUCGAACACUACUGGCAAGUGCAGGAUCCACGGGCCUGUAUGUUCAUGACUUUCAGCGCAAAGAACGGUAUUCGAUGCCUCAUCUUCUACGAUGGGUCGAGGCAUGAAGCGCACCGCCAUUUCGCCAGGUUCUUUGGAAUUGGACCUACCUCCAAUACCGCCAAAGAGAUACCAUAUGUCGAAGCGAAUGCGACUCUGAAUGAGACCUUUAAGCCCGGUGCAUCCGAAUACCAGAAAUCAAUCGGACACCCAGUACCCACAGUAUCACUGCUGGAAGAACUGAACGGGAUGGUCAAGGCGUACGGCGCCGCCGAUGGUCCGAGCCCUAUCGUCAUUUUUAGUUUCUGGCCCAAGAAACGUCUCAUGGAACACCACGUCACAGAAUGCGCCUUCCGCCACGACCCAUACCCCGACCUCGCCCUCAUCGCGAUCUACAAGUCAAACACCCCCGAGAAUCUUACGAUGGCGCGCGCGAGGGUUUACGAGCUGUACGACUUCGUCCGGGGCUUCGACGCCAUGUCCGGCAUGAGCACUUCUGCGCUGGCUGGGUACGCGAACAAUGACGACGAGGCCGCGUCGACGGAGCUCGAGAAAAGGGCGAAGCGGUCUCGCGAGGCGUUUGGCGAUGUAUACCCCAGGCUGCAGGAGAUUAAGAAGAAGUACGACCCGGACAUGGUGUUUAAUAGGUGGUAUCCUAUCAUACCUGCUUGAAUCAGAUGGGUCAGCUACGUGUCUCUUGUUAACGCUUAACGAUACAAAGACGCUGAUCAAUAGCGCGGAGUUGAACUUGAAC